AUGCAGAGCCAGAGAAACGAACAAACGAUACGACAAGUACCGUCCGAGGACAAUAUCCCACAGUCCCCUGUCUCGACCAGUAUUCAGCAAGACCAACCUUUGUCCUCUCCCAUCCGGACAUCAAGCCCGCUGAAGAAACUCAACACUGCACAGCCAAAUUCGGGAGGCACGGUUGCAUCUCCUAUCAAGCCUCACUAUUCGCAACACUCUGUUGCCUCUCCACCACAAAAGUUCCCUCCAAGGCAGGAUGUGGGAUACCAAGGCCUUCGUGGAGAUUCACCGGUGGAAGUUUCUUCAGUGGAUAUCUCCCCGGUGGAAGGCCCAUCUUCACCAGGUGCACCGGAAAUGACAAUGGAUCCAUCAUCGCCUGGAGGUUUCUCCGUCUCCCCGGUAUUCCCACCUUUGUCUCCAGCUGUCGAGAGUAAUGGUAGCAGGAAUCUCGAUGCAGAGAGGACAUCGUUUGACGUGGGGUCGGCCGAUACACCAACAUGGAGCGAUGCCAGCCUACGAUCCUACCUAGACGAUGAAAGCGACAUCCGCGAUCUGUUCAUCAUCGUUCAUGAUAACUCCAACGUUCCUCCUGCAGGCCCUGAUCACCCAAUCACUGGCAGCCUAUUCAAGGAGGAGAGCAAGCGACUGAAGGAAAUGAACAGCCAGUUAGAUUCGAUGCUAGCUGACUGGGUAGGCCGAAAGAUGCGGAAGUCUAUAAGCCAAUGA
Molecule: messenger RNA, 717 nt
Organism: Aspergillus oryzae RIB40
Lineage: Eukaryota; Fungi; Ascomycota; Eurotiomycetes; Eurotiales; Aspergillaceae
Exons: 1
Coding region: 1-717 (238 amino acids)
Biological process (GO): establishment or maintenance of actin cytoskeleton polarity
Cellular component (GO): cell tip; microtubule cytoskeleton
Source: RefSeq, a predicted model, not a curated record